AUGGGUGGCUGUAAAUGUACAUACAGAAAUUGCACUAUGAAAACAGAUGGAAAAACUCAUAUGUUUCACUACCCUGUGUUUAACAAGAUUCGAUGUCACCAGUGGAUCAUCAAUGCACGUCGCUAUGAAUUUUUAAACCUUAAAGUAUCCCAAUUAAAGAACAGAGUUGUUUGCCAACAUCAUUUCAAGGAUGACAAUUUUAUGAACUGCCAGAAAGCGAAGUUGACUAUGGAUGCAAUUCCAACAGAAGAUGGUCCAUAUUGUGAUCCUACAAAGUGGAAAAAAGAUCAAAAUAUAGGUUCAGUAUUGCCUCUCUUAACAGAUGAAAUAGAGAAUGAUGUUUUAACACAUGACCAAAAAGUUGCUAACUACUCUAUUAAAUAUGCAGACUUCUUAACAAACUUUGAAUCCGAUUUAUUAAACAGUACCAAUAUAGAUUCAUUUAGCUUGGACUGUAAGGAUUAUGAUGUAGCUGAUCGGAACAUACGGAAAUUUAGUGAUCGAUUAGUGUUUCAACCAAAUAACUCUCCAUUUGCUAUUAUUAAUCCAUAUGAUAAAAGCAGUAAAGAAACAAGUAAAGAAAUAACAGUCCAAGAAAUAAUUAUAGAAGAUAAUGUAGUCCCCAGUGAAGAAAAACCAAUAAUUCAAGGUGAAUUUCCUUUGACAGAGGUUACAAUGCCUUUAUUAAGUAAUAAACAGCAAGAUGAGCCAAGAAAAAUUAAAGUGAAUACAGAAUGUCGUUAUAUGAAAAGUAAACCAAUAACAACAUCAUCAACUCCUGUAAAUAAAGCAUCUAAGGUUAAGAUAUUAUCAGAGAAGAAAAUUAAGGAUGCUAUAUCAAUACCCAAAAAUCUUCAGCCUAUAUCACCAAGUUCAGUUAUUAAAUUGCAAAAAAAGGAUAACCAAAUAAGUGUACCUAUUAGUAAUGGAACACAAACUAGUGUUCACCCUGUUAAAAGAAAUUUUUUAGUUACUAGAGAACAAAACUUGGUUUAUCCUGUAGAUUUAAAUGUAGAAAAGCAUGAACCACCCCAAUAUUCAUUGGAUAUACAAUAUCAAACAUUAGAAAAUGAACAGCCCUCAUACUCAUUAAAUUUAAACUCUCUAAAAUUCGACCAUCCUUCUUCAGUGUAUACUUUAGAAGUAAAUGAACCACGAGAGAAUCUAUUAGGAACAAAUUCUAUAAUUAUAAAUGAACCAUUUAUACCACAAUCAUUAUCCUCAAAUGAACUCCAAACAAAUAAUGCACAACCAUUAUAUACAAUAGAUAUCAAUGGAAAGAAACAGAAAUGUUUGCCAAGUAUAACAGGGGAUACUAAUAGGCAAGAAAUUCAAAAGACAGAAAACCCAGUGGAUACAAUUCCCAAUAAAACUGAUACAACAAUGUUGUGCCUCAAUAACUUAUUACCUCAAGAAAAUAAAUCUGGAAUUAAAGUUCUACAAGACAAAGACAAAUUUGACACCCAAUCAAAAAGAAAUACUAAUAUACCAUCUAAUUUGAUUCUAAACCCAAAAGAAGUGUGUAUUAUUAAUGAUAACAAAAAGUCAGUGUCACCUUCAAAAGGCAGAGUGAGUCCGAAAAGAUUAGCUGUGAUAGAAAAAAAGAGGAAAUUUAAUAAGAAAUUAAUUGAUGCCGUUAUAGCAUUGGAUAAUAACGUACAACAGAAAUCCCCUCCAAAAAUUGUAAAAGUCUUGAAAUAUAAAAAUCAAGCGAAGAAUGAACCAAAAAAAGGUCAGGAGUCAACACAAGUGUCGUCCUAUUUAUCAACUGAACCAAAGCUGCCCAGUGUUCAGGAAUACACCUUAAAGUUUUUAGAAGAUCGAUUGCAACAAAUGGAAAAUAGAUUAUUAGGAAAAAUUGAUCAGAAUUCACAAAAAAUUCAAGAAAUGAAAGAAUCAAUAAAAUCAAAGUCAGAAAAUAAGACUGUGUCCAUACAAGCAAGUGCCAAUGGUAAUCCAGAGACCUAUAAGAGACAGUUAUACAAUGAUAUUUCACAAUUUCUAAGCCCAAGUUGCAGUAGUGCUGUCUAUGAAGAAUUAUUUAUAAAUAAGUAUUCUAUUAAAAAAAUUAAGGAUAGUGAUGAAGUAAGCAGUAAGCGGAGACGGUGCAGGUGA
Pieris macdunnoughi is the source of this 2115-nucleotide messenger RNA. NCBI's taxonomy places the organism in Eukaryota, Metazoa, Arthropoda, Insecta, Lepidoptera, Pieridae. The record is from the annotation of a GenBank genome assembly.